Molecule: messenger RNA, 1548 nt
Organism: Pogona vitticeps (central bearded dragon)
Lineage: Eukaryota; Metazoa; Chordata; Lepidosauria; Squamata; Agamidae
Source: RefSeq, a predicted model, not a curated record
AUGAUAACAAAAUUCUACCAGCAUAGCCUUGCCUUGGCUUUUGCUGUUGGUGAGAUCAACAGAAACCACCAAAUCUUGCCGAAUGUCACACUUGGGUUUCACAUCCAGGACACCUAUCACGAUGCUGCAAUGACUUAUUGGACUACUCUGGACCUGCUCUUCAGAUCGCCUAGCUUGAUCCCCAAUUACCAUUGCAACAAACAAAGAAAUUUGGUGGCCAUCAUUGGUGGGCUCAACUCUGCUACCACUGACUAUAUAGCUGACUUACUCGGUUUUUACAAGAUUCCACAGCUUCAUCCAUUUCUUCAAGGGAUCUCGUUCAACAACACAGCUGGAGAAACCAUAUCUUUUAAUGAGAAGAAGGGGAUCAGAGGUGGAUUCGACAUCAUGAAUUUGGUGAUAUUCCCCAACAAAUCCUUCCAGAGAAUUAAAGUUGGAAGAGUGGAUGGCCAUAGACCCAGAGGAAACGAAUUGAUCAUUCAAGACAAGAUGCUAGUCUGGCCUACAGGAUUUAAGCAGGUGCCUCCCCUUUCUUUGUGCAACGAAUAUUGUCCUCCAGGUAAUCAGAAGAAGAAGAAAGAAGGGCAAAAAUUCUGCUGCUAUGAUUGUGUCCCGUGCUCAGAAGGGAAGAUUUCAAAUAAGACAGAUAUGGAUGACUGUUUCCUAUGUGCAGAAGAUCACUUCCCAAGCCAGGAGAGAGAGAGAUGCAUCCCCAAGACCAUCGACUUCUUGACCUUUGAAGAUGCUCUAGGAAUGGGUUUUACCACUGUUUGUAUUUCUUUUGCUUUCCUCACAAUAUUUAUUCUCAGCACAUUUAUCAAGAACAGAGACACCCCCAUUGUCAAAGCCAACAACCGGAACCUCACCUACAUCCUCUUGGCUUCCAUCCUCCUCUGCUUCCUUUCUCCUUUGUUGUUCCUCGGCCAACCUGAGAAGGUGACCUGCCUCCUUCGACAAGCUGUCUUUGGUUUGACUUUCUCGGUGGCGGUUUCUUGUGUCUUGGCAAAAACCACCAUUGUUUCCUUAGCCUUCAUUGCUACAAAGCCUGGCUCUCAGAUGAAGAAAUGGGUGGGGAAUAAGCUGGCUUAUUCCAUUGUCCUUUCCUGUUCCCUUAAUCAAGGCUGCAUCUGUAUUUCCUGGCUGGUCAUGUCUCCCCCAUUCCCUGAUUUAGAUAUGCACUCCACAAGAGAGAAAAUCAUUGCUCAGUGUAAUGAAGGGUCUGCUGCCAUGUUUUAUGUGGUCUUGGGCUACAUGGGCCUCUUGGCUCUCCUGAGCUUCAUGGUAGCAUUUUUGGCCCGCAAAUUACCAGACAGUUUCAACGAAGCCAAGCUCAUUAGCUUCAGCAUGUUGGCCUUUUGUAGCGUGUGGAUCUCCUUUGUUCCCUCCUAUCUGAGCUCCAGAGGGAAAGACAUGGUGGCUGUGGAGAUCUUCUCCAUCUUGUCCUCUGCUGCUGCCUUGCUGGGUUGCAUUUUCUUCCCUAAAUGUUACAUAAUUUUGUGGAGGCCUGAGCUGAACAACAGGGAGCAAAUGAUACGGAGAAAGCAUUAA